AAGAGAGAAAACCUAGCCUGACUUUGCCUCUUGGAAAGCUUUAGGUUGCAGCCCUGCCUUCCAAGCAUUCUUUAAACUAGAAAUGUGGGAGGGACUCCAGGGGAGAGAGAGGAGAGGAGAGAGAUGGCUAUCAACUGAAUUCAUUACUGUAAACAUCUCCCUGGGGUGUCAGGCAAGGAGGAAAAAAAGGCACGACUCACAUUAGCAGGGAAUAGUCAGAUCUGAGGCAUCAUUACUGCUAAGAUCAGCCUGCAACGCCGGUUGAAGGCAGGCGCGGCACUCGAAGGGAGCUAGCCGCACGCAUUCACACAUACACUCACAUCUAUGUGCUCGAUGCCUCCUCCGACGUCCAAGGGUCCUGGGUCUCCGUGCCAGCUCCUCAUGUGAUCCUCUCAUCAUUUCUAGAGGACAGAGAGAAGGGGGGCGGGGGGAAAAAAGAAAGCAACGUCCUCGCAGCCCCUUCUCGUUUCUUUUUUACCGGAGAAGGAGGAGCAGCGAGGGAAAGAGGAGCAAAUCGAGGAGAGAAAGUGCGUUGGGGAUGCCAGAGCCGCGGGCUGCGCGCCGUAGGAGGAGGUGGUGGAGAAGGGGGGAGGACGAUGCCGCUGCCUCCUAAGGGAGGAGGGAGGCGCGGGGGCCGCUUCGGAGAGGAGCGGCGGCGGGCAGCGGGCCCCAGGGGCUGGCCAGGAGCGGCAGGCGGCGGCCAGAAGCGAGGAGCAGCGGCGGCAGCGGAAAAGUUUUGGUGUGGGGGGCCAGAAGCGUGGAAGGGGAUUAUGAUCGGUGUCGGCGAGGGAUUCCCAGACGCUGUCAGGCAGGCCAGAUCCAGCUGAUAGCUGUUAUGAGGACUUUGCUGACUUCAGAAAGCUGAGCAUAACAUCAACAGAGUUCAAUGAAAGGAAAUAAUAUCACUCCAAGCAACUUGUACACAGACAGCUUUCAGUAGCUUUAAAUUAACUGGUUGCUCAACUACAAGGACACAGCUAUUGUUUCUUUCGGCACACAUGAAGGAAAGCAACAAGAUUUGUAACCCUGGCUAAUAGGACUGUGGCUUUCUUAUCAAAAGUAGGAGGUGGGCCAACUGUAAAAUGAUUAUUUUAUACUUAGGCUGAAGGACUUUAUCUCUGCUUGAACACUGGACAUAAACUGAAGCCAGUUUUAAUGAUCUGAGAUUUUGCUACUUGUCCUUUAUUAUUGUUAUUAGCUCUUUAACACUUUGAUACUUUAUUUCUUUAAAUUGGAAAUGGGUUCCUGUACUAGAAUGUGGCCCUCAGACUGGGCUGUUCUCAUGAAAUCAUGGCUUAUCUUUUCCCUGGGGCUCUACAUGCAGGUCUCCAAAACUUUGGCCUGUCCAAAAGUGUGCCGCUGUGACCGAAACUUUGUCUACUGUAAUGAGCGAAGCUUGACCUCAGUGCCUCUUGGGAUACCAGAGGGUGUAACCGUCCUCUACCUCCAUAAUAACCAAAUAAAUAAUGCUGGAUUUCCUGCAGAAUUGCACAAUGUCCAGUCUGUGCACACAGUCUAUCUUUAUGGCAACCAAUUGGAUGAAUUCCCAAUGAACCUGCCCAAAAAUGUCAGGGUUCUCCACUUGCAGGAAAACAACAUUCAGACCAUUUCUCGGGCUGCACUUGCUCAGCUCUUAAAGCUGGAAGAACUGCACCUGGAUGACAACUCCAUCUCCACUGUUGGAGUUGAGGAUGGGGCGUUCCGGGAAGCCAUCAGCCUCAAGCUUCUGUUCUUGUCCAAGAAUCACUUAAGCAGUGUACCAGUAGGCCUUCCAGUGGACUUACAAGAACUUCGAGUAGAUGAAAACCGAAUUGCUGUCAUUUCGGACUUGGCCUUCCAGAAUCUUACAGGUUUGGAACGUCUGAUUCUGGAUGGCAAUCUGCUUACUAAUAAAGGCAUAGCUGAAGGCACUUUUAGCCACCUCUCCAAGCUCAAGGAAUUCUCUAUAGUGCGUAAUUCACUGACCCAUCCUCCUUCUGAUCUUCCAGGUACACAUCUGCUAAGGCUCUACUUGCAAGACAACCAGAUAACCCAUAUACCACUUACAGCCUUCUCAAAUCUUCACAAACUGGAGCGUCUUGAUAUUUCCAACAAUCAGCUUCGUAUGUUGGUAAAGGGUGUCUUUGAUGAUCUCCACAACCUGAGGCAACUCACUGUAAGGAAUAAUCCCUGGUUGUGUGACUGCAGUAUUAAGUGGGUCACUGAAUGGCUCAAGUUUAUUCCCUCUUCCAUCAAUGUACGGGGUUUUAUGUGCCAGGGACCAGAGCAGGUCCGAGGUAUGGCAGUCAGGGAGCUUAAUAUGAAUAUGCUGUCAUGCCCCACCACCACCCCGGGUAUGUCACUUAUCAUCACCCCAGUCCCAGCUACAGCCAAGCCAACUACAUUAGUUCCCUCCUCAUCAGUUCCUCCCCCAAGUACUAAGUAUAGUCCUCUGACUCCUAUCAUAGUCACACUUCCCACUGUGCCUGACAGGGAAGACAGAGAAAGGGUAACACCUCCUAUAUCUGAGCGAAUUCAACUCUCUAUCCAUUUUGUGAAUGAUACUUGCAUCCAAGUUAACUGGAUAUCUCUUUUUACUGUGAUGGCAUAUAAACUCACAUGGGUUAAAAUGGGCCAUAGUCUGGUAGGAGGAAUUGUUCAGGAACGAAUAGUUAGUGGUGAGAAACAACACUUAAGCUUGGUAAAUCUGGAGCCCAAAUCCACCUAUCGGAUUUGCUUGGUUCCUCUGGAUGCUUAUAAUAAUUACCGAACUGGAGAAGACACUGUCUGUUCAGAAGCCACAACAAAGGCUUCCUUUUCAAACAAUGGCAGCAACAUUCCCUCCAGCCAUGAGCAGACAACUUCUCAGAACCUGGGCUCCCCAUUUCUGCUUGCAGGUUUAAUUGGGGGUGCAGUGAUAUUUGUGCUCGUGGUCCUGCUCAGCAUUUUUUGCUGGCACAUGCACAAAAAAGGGCGUUACACCUCCCAGAAGUGGAAAUACAAUCGAGGCCGUCGGAAAGAUGACUACUGUGAGGCAGGGACCAAGAAGGACAACUCCAUCCUGGAAAUGACGGAAACCAGCUUCCAGAUUGUGUCCUUAAAUAAUGAUCAGCUCCUUAAAGGAGAUUUCAGACUGCAGCCCAUUUAUACCCCAAAUGGGGGCAUUAACUACACAGACUGCCACAUCCCUAACAACAUACGAUACUGCAAUAGCAAUGUCUCAGACCUGGAGCACUGUCAUACGUGAUAGUGAGGGGAGAUGGGGGUGUCAAGGAUAAAGAGAAAAAAACUCUGGAGAAAGUAACCCUCACAACAAUGAAAAAAUUACAUUUGAUAAAUGUUACACAGAUGCAUUUAUGCAUUUGAAUACUCUGUAAUUUAUACGGUGUACUAUAUAAUGGGAUUUAAAAAGUGCUAUCUUUUCUAUUUCAAGUCAAUUGCAAAUGGUUUUGUAACUCUUUGCUUUUUAAAUCUUAAAAAAAAUAUUGCUAAGUACUGUACAGGGUUGUACAAUAAGAACCCAGUGUCAUGGCAAAGGAAAGAAUGAUUCAUUCUUCAAACAUUAA
Phasianus colchicus (ring-necked pheasant) is the source of this 3545-nucleotide messenger RNA. NCBI's taxonomy places the organism in Eukaryota, Metazoa, Chordata, Aves, Galliformes, Phasianidae. The record is from RefSeq and is a predicted model, not a curated record.